AUGGAGGUUGAAAGUGAAAAUCUCAGGGUUUUGAAACAGGGUAAGGUUAAUCACUUUGCAUCAGAAUUGGUUUACCAUGGGAUGCAGGGUCCGUUUGUGAUGUCAUUACUUUUGAAUUGUACAGUGAAUGCUGAGAUGGGAGUUGUUUACAUUAGGCUCUUACUCAUACUAUUCCUACUGGCAUCCAAAGGUAUUCUCUCUAACGUAAGUCAUGUAAGGAAAACCAUCCUCAUACUUAUGUUCUUGGUAAAGAGCAGACAUCAAAGUAGCGGUUGGAUGUUGUCAACGAAACAAAGAAAACCUUCUCUGUACUCUAUCAGGAGGCUUAUCUCUAAUGCGAAUAGAUUCAACCUGCCUUCUCUCAAAAGGGUGUUAAGUCUUGAAGGAAGCUUUAGGCAUGACUACAUUGGAAAAGCGAGAACUCUCAGUAAAGAAUUGAUGAUUGAAGUAAAGAUGGAAACCUGA
Messenger RNA from Vicia faba (fava bean), 465 nucleotides. The record is from the annotation of a GenBank genome assembly. Lineage: Eukaryota; Viridiplantae; Streptophyta; Magnoliopsida; Fabales; Fabaceae.